Messenger RNA from Durio zibethinus, 2606 nucleotides. RefSeq names its product proline--tRNA ligase, chloroplastic/mitochondrial-like. Gene Ontology annotation, cellular component: mitochondrion; aminoacyl-tRNA synthetase multienzyme complex; chloroplast stroma. The record is from RefSeq and is a predicted model, not a curated record. Gene Ontology annotation, molecular function: ATP binding; proline-tRNA ligase activity. Gene Ontology annotation, biological process: prolyl-tRNA aminoacylation. NCBI's taxonomy places the organism in Eukaryota, Viridiplantae, Streptophyta, Magnoliopsida, Malvales, Malvaceae.
AUGGUGUCGUCUCUACGACUACCAACGCUUACCUCCCUCUUCUCUCCCUCUCUCACCCGUCGAUCCACGUUGUCUCUGCGACGGCGCCUCCAUCUCGGUCCGCCUCUAGCCACUGGGUUCUCCUCCCAGAGUGCGGCUCCGAGUCCUCCGGAAACCGAGGACCGAGUGGACAACAAGAAGAGCAGCCGAGUCCAAGACCGAGCGAACGCUGAACGAGUCAUCACGCCUCGGUCUCCGGACUUCAAUGCUUGGUACCUUGAUGUUAUUGCUAAUGCUGAGCUAGCUGAUUAUGGUCCUGUUCGUGGUACCAUGGUUAUUCGCCCCUACGGUUAUGCUAUUUGGGAGGCAAUUCAGGAGUAUUUGAAUGUUAAAUUCAAGGAGACUGGGCACAGCAACAUGUACUUUCCACAGUUAAUUCCAUACUCAUUUAUAGAGAAAGAAGCUAGCCAUGUUGAAGGAUUUAGUCCAGAAUUAGCACUUGUUACGAUCGGAGGAGGAAAGGAACUCGAAGAGAAACUUGUGGUUCGACCUACCAGUGAAACCAUUGUAAAUCAUAUGUUUACCCAGUGGAUUCACAGUUAUCGUGAUCUUCCUCUUAUGAUUAAUCAGUGGGCAAAUGUCACGAGAUGGGAGAUGCGCACAAAACCAUUUGUGAGGACUCUUGAAUUUCUUUGGCAGGAAGGUCACACUGCUCAUGCCUCACCAGAAGAGGCAGAAAAAGAGGCGCUACAGAUGAUUGGUGUCUAUACAAAGUUUGCUUAUGAGCAAGCUGCAAUACCUGUAAUUGCAGGUCGAAAAUCUAAAGUGGAAACAUUUGCUGGUGCUGAUAGAACCUACACAAUAGAGGCUAUGAUGGGUGAUCGUAAGGCCUUGCAAGCUGGAACCAGCCACAAUCUUGGGCAAAACUUCUCCCGUGCUUUUGGGACACAGUUCACUGAUGAAAAUGGACAAAGGCAACAUGUGUGGCAAACAUCUUGGGCUAUCAGCACAAGGUUUGUUGGUGGUAUUAUCAUGACCCAUGGAGAUGAUACUGGCCUUAUACUUCCUCCAAGAAUUGCACCAAUACAGGUGGUAAUUGUACCAAUUUGGAAGAAGGUUGAUGAGAAAACAGGAGUUCUAGAUGCUGCAUCAAAAGUUGCAGAAAUUCUAAAAACUGCUGGACUUAAAGUUAAACUUGAUGGUGCAGAUCAGAGAACACCAGGAUGGAAGUUCAAUUUCUGGGAGAUGAAGGGAGUACCUCUGAGGAUUGAAAUUGGUCCCCGUGAUGUUUCAAGUGGGACUGUGGUCAUAUCUAGAAGAGAUGUUCCUGGGAAGCAAGGGAAAGUUUUUGGAAUAUCUAUGGAACCUUCAAUAUUAGAAGCUUAUGUCAAAGACAGGUUGGAUGAGAUCCAAUCAUCUCUUCUUCAGAGGGCAAUAUCUUUUCAGGACAGUAAUAUUGUGGAUGUGAGCUCCUAUGAAGAACUCAGGGAAGCUAUAUUCUUGGGCAAAUGGGCUAGGGGUCCUUGGUCAGCUAGUGAUGCAGAUGAAUUAAGAGUAAAAGAAGAAACAGGGGCAACAAUUCGCUGUUUCCCCUUUGAACAGCCCCAGGGGAUCAAAACAUGCUUGAUGACAGGCAGCCCUGCAAAGGAGGUUGCCAUUUUUGCAAAAUCUUAUUAAGUUUUUGGUACACUUGAUUAUCAAGUUUACAGACUAUUGCAGUUAGAUGUCCUAAAUCUUGUAUAUAAACAUGAAUCUUUGAUUACAUUUACUGAAACAGAACAAAUAAUUGUUUAUGCUUUUUUUAUAAGGCAAUUGUUUAAGCAUUUUUGAAGCUUUGUAGCGUGUUCAUGUUAUAGCCCCACUUUGAGGGAUCUAGGACAACAAUUUGUAGUUAUGGUCUGAUAUAGCGAUAUUCUUUUAGAUAGAGGUGACAUUGAUUUGUAUUAUUUUAUCUAGUGCUGUGUUUUUAUAAAUGGAGGUUCUUCGUGAAAAUGCCUAAGCUUGGCAUAACUUGUGUAUGGUAAGUGGCAAAGAUAGAUGGAGGCUUUUCCUAGGCCACCUGCACAUGUUUGACUUUCGGCUUUUGUUUUUGUUGAUCGUCUUUUAUAUGUUUUUUUGGCCACCCGGGUGUUGGAAUUGAGACACAUAGGAUUAAGAUGAUUUGGUUUUGAACAUUAGCACAAAGGGCUUAGGAGACCUAUUGCCUCACAGCUUUGGUAUUGAUAGUGAUAUUGGUAUUGGUAUUGGUGUAUAGUCUUGAGAGAGAAGCUUAAUUUUGUUUGAGUAGUGUACAAAAUCAUUGGCUGAUUGAUUUAAAAGAAAAGAGUUAGAGAAAAGGUGUAGCAUAGAAAUGGAAAUUUGUGAAAAUUUGAGGGUCGGAACUCCAAAGAGUAAAAUGGGGAGCAACUUGAAGCAAAUGUUGCAGUUAAGGACCUCUCAACACGUAUAACGGGCUUUUACUCUUUCGCCGGGCCGUUGGUGCUUCAAAGUUGUCUGUAAUUAUUACAAAGCAACGCACUCUCCGUUGCAUCGUGGCCGUCCAAAUCGCCAUUGCAUUGGCCAUUUGCUGCUUACGUGGAAGGCUAAGAUGGGAGGCAAAGGCGUAAUCUUCUGACUUAAGGGUGGCC